AUGUCCAAGGGGAAGUUGGCCUGUACCACUUUGCCCUGCCGUAAGGCGGGGGUCGGUACUAAGGACCCGGGUCGGGAAAAGGAGAUAGAGGCAGCCCCGAAGCGAAAGGCCCGGGUUCCUGGAGUGGACCGGAGCACAGGGGGCCGCGGCCUUUGCUGCCGGCCCCGGGAGGCCGCGCGGUCGCUAGAACCCGGAAAGCUGCGCGCCACGCGGCGGGGCACGGUGGCGGCGAGCCUGGCGGGGACCGCCUGGGUCGCCGGACCCCAGGAACCGAGCCGGUUCCUGCCGCCGUGUGACGCGGGGCUGGCCCCGGGGGCCUCCGGAACGAGGCGGUGCGUGUCGCCCAGUCGCCUGCUACUUGUAAGAGAGGUCGCCAAGGGAGCCGGACGCAGUCAGCAGAUCCGGAAGUUGAUCAAAGAUGGGCUGAUCAUCCGCAAGCCUGUGACUGUCCAUUCUCGGGCACGAUGCCGGAAGAACACGUUGGCUCGCCGAAAGGGCAGACACAUGGGCAUCGGUAAGCGGAAGGGUACAGCCAACGCCCGAAUGCCGGAGAAGGUGACCUGGAUGCGCAGAAUGCGGAUCCUGCGCAGGCUGCUCCGGAGAUACCGGGAAUCUAAGAAGAUCGACCGGCAUAUGUAUCACAGCCUGUACCUGAAGGUGAAGGGGAAUGUGUUCAAGAACAAGCGGAUCCUCAUGGAGCACAUCCACAAGCUGAAAGCGGACAAGGCCCGCAAAAAGCUCCUGGCUGACCAGGCCGAGGCUCGCAGAUCGAAGACCAAGGAAGCGCGCAAGCGCCGUGAGGAGCGCCUGCAAGCCAAGAAGGAAGAGAUCAUCAAGACCCUGUCCAAGGAGGAAGAGACGAAGAAGUAGUGCUCUGCGUGUACAGAGAACGGACAGGUCCCAAAUUAAAGAGCUCUUGGCCUUUCCUCUGGGGCCUGCGCAGC
Octodon degus (degu) is the source of this 944-nucleotide messenger RNA. RefSeq names its product ribosomal protein L19 (gene Rpl19). Gene Ontology annotation, biological process: translation. Bases 1 to 870 code for a protein of 289 amino acids. Gene Ontology annotation, cellular component: ribosome; cytosolic large ribosomal subunit. Gene Ontology annotation, molecular function: structural constituent of ribosome; RNA binding. The transcript has 5 exons. NCBI's taxonomy places the organism in Eukaryota, Metazoa, Chordata, Mammalia, Rodentia, Octodontidae. The record is from RefSeq and is a predicted model, not a curated record.